AUGUGUAUGUAUGAAUUCAUUUCAUGCAGGGAUCCACAAGUACGACCUCGAACUCAGGACGAGAUGAGUGCUGAAGCGUCGUUAUAUAGAGAGGCGAUGAAAAACAUCUGA
This is a messenger RNA of Haemonchus placei, 111 nucleotides long. Lineage: Eukaryota; Metazoa; Nematoda; Chromadorea; Rhabditida; Trichostrongylidae. The record is from the annotation of a GenBank genome assembly.